Messenger RNA from Fonsecaea nubica, 939 nucleotides. RefSeq lists its product as hypothetical. The transcript has 4 exons. Gene Ontology annotation, biological process: transmembrane transport. The record is from RefSeq and is a predicted model, not a curated record. Bases 1 to 939 code for a protein of 312 amino acids. NCBI's taxonomy places the organism in Eukaryota, Fungi, Ascomycota, Eurotiomycetes, Chaetothyriales, Herpotrichiellaceae.
AUGUCGGCGGUCAAGUUGACUCCAGUGCCCGUCGUGGACGGCGAGGCUACAACCGCCGCGGCACCUGUAUCUGUACCUGCACCUCAAAUCAAAGAGAAACAGGCCACGGUGCCGUUUCGGUAUCAGUUCCUGGCAGGUGCUGUCGCUGGUGUUAGUGAGAAUUCAACCUCUAGACAGUACACCGGGAUGAUUGACUGCGGGAGGAAGAUCCUGUACCAGGAAGGGAUCCGGGUCUUUUACAGAGCCAUUGGAGCUCCUAUACUCAUGGAAGCACCAAAAAGAGCAACCAAGUUCGCCUCCAACGCCGCCUUCGGCAACUUCUACCAGAAACUCUUCGGGCAGGAGAAGAUGACGCAGCCGCUGUCGAUCGUGACGGGGGCCAGCGCGGGUGUCGCCGAGAGCUUUGUCAUUUGCCCCUUCGAGGUGGUCAAGCUGCGGAUGCAGAACCCGGCCAACGCGAGCCAGUACAAGAACGUGGUCGACUGCGUGGGCAAGCUGGCGCGGAACGAGGGACUGUCGGUGUUUUUCCAGGGGUUCGAGUGCACCAUGUGGCGGUCCGUGGUGUGGAACGCCGCCUACUUUGGGUGCAUCUUCCAGAUCCGCGCGUUGCUGCCCAAGGCCGACACAAAGGCCGGGCAGAUGACCAACGACCUGAUCGCCGGCAGCCUGGGCGGUACGGCCGGCAUCUUCGUCAACACCCCCUUCGACGUGGUCAAGUCGCGCAUCCAGAGCGUCGCCACCUCCCCGCACCAGGUCCGCAAGUACAACUGGGCCUUUCCGGCAUUAGCCACCGUCAUCCGCGAGGAGGGCGUCAGCGCCCUGUACAAGGGACUCGUGCCCAAGUUGGCCCGCUUCUGUCCCGGCGGAGGGAUCUUGUUGGUCACGUACACGACCGUGAUUGACUUUUUGACGACCAUGAACAACAAAGCGAGGUCUUGA